CGCAUGUAGAACCGUUUUGUACAAGUCAGCCUACAGGUAAAGUGAAAGAUGGCAUAGCAACCAUCCAUUUGGCUUAUACAGUGGGAAUGACGUCUACAAUGACCCUGAGCUCAAACCUCACCACCAUCUCGACCACGUCGUACUCUGGUGGCAUACCAACGAACGAAGUAUGGAUGAUCACGACUGGUUUUGUAAUAGCGUUCAUUCUUGCAUUUGGAAUUGGUGCUAAUGACGUCGCAAACUCAUUUGGUACUUCAGUCGGGGCAAAGGUGCUGACGCUGAUACAGGCUUGUAUACUGGCAACGAUAUUUGAGACUGCUGGAGCGCUCCUUUUAGGUACAAAGGUCUCGGAUACAAUACGAAAAGGCAUAGUAGAUGUGGCCUCUUACGAAAAUGAUCACAAGCUCUUCAUGGUCGGGCAGAUAUCAGCACUUAUUGGCGCAUGCGUAUGGCUCUUGAUUGCAACGUUCUUUCGUCUUCCCGUUUCGGGUACACAUAGCAUUGUGGGUGCAAUACUUGGAUUUGGUCUCGUGGCCCAUGGUGCUAAUGGUAUAUAUUGGGAAAAGAUAGGAAUGAUAGUUGGGUCCUGGCUCAUAUCGCCGCUGCUGGCUGGAGCGGUCUCCGUUUUCAUAUUCUACAUUGUGAGGAAAUUUAUAUUAGAAAAGGCUGACUGUCUACAAGCUGGAUUAGUAUUCCUGCCGUUCAUAUAUGCGAUAACCAUCACCAUCAACACAUUUUCCAUAUUUUACGAUGGACCUAAAAUGUUAGGCUUUGACAAGAUUCCACUCUACGGAACUUUCAUCCUUAGUUUUGGCUGUGGCUUGAUCACAGGCCUCGUUGUGUUCUUUGCAGUCGUACCAUGGCAGAGAAAACACAUCACAGACGCUGUGGCGAAACACGAUCAAAUUGAAUUGGAAGAAAGAAAGGAAACCAUAGAUGAAGUAGUAGAGACGAGAACAAGAUCAGGCAGUGUCAUGACCAUUACGCAAGCUGUAUGUAAUCCAGUCAUCCGCAGGUCGUCCGUCUCUGCCGUGUCUGCAACGGAUUCCUCCCACUGUGACAGGCCAGGCCCAGGUCGGCACCGACGAACGAUAUCUGACGCCAUGUACCAUAGCGAGGCCCAAGCGUCCGUCCAUGCCAGGUCCAAGUUUCGGCGACAACGUUCUGCACCAGAUACACGGCAUUUGGUUCGCUUUAUGUCAUAUGCUGUAAAGGAGGAAGAUAUCUUUGAAUCCGGAGAUAGUGCUCUCAAUAGGGAUAUUACGCCGCAGUGCAAUGGACAUGAAGAUAACCAAAGGUUUUCAUUGCCUGGGAUUCAGUAUUCGUCAAUAAAGGCGACAGCUGCGGUUGAUGUUGGGGCCAGACAGGAUCUAAAACCAGAGACAGCAUUUUCCAACAUCUCCCCUGUCUUGACGGAUGACGAGGAAGAGGAAAAAGUACAGAUAUUCAGCAAAGGUAUUCAGGUGGACACAUUCGACCUCGAAGACAAAACGAUAAAGGUGAAAGAAGGUAGACAAGAGAUCAAGGACAAACCUGAAGCAUCUAUGCUGUUUUCAUUCCUGCAGAUUUUGACUGCCGUAUUUGGAAGCUUUGCGCAUGGUGGAAAUGACGUCAGCAAUGCCAUCGGUCCCCUGAUCGCUCUUUGGACGGUGUCACAUGCGCAGAGCGUCGAACAAUCGGAUCCGGCCCCAAUCUGGAUACUCCUGUAUGGGAGUGCUGGCAUAUCCAUUGGGCUGUGGGUGUGGGGCAGGAGAGUCAUCAAGACACUAGGAGAAGACUUGACCAAGAUUACACCAACUAGUGGCUUCUGCAUAGAAAUUGGCACAGCUCUGACGGUUCUCAUAGCUUCUAACGUAGGAAUUCCGGUCAGCACAACGCACUGCAAAGUUGGUGCUGUCGUCUGCACUGGCAGGUUUCGUUCUCGCGAAAACGUGGACUGGCGAGUUUUCAGGAAUAUCGUGUUUGCAUGGAUUGUCACUCUUCCGAUGUCGGGUGGGAUAGCUGCCGGUGCUUUUGCUGCUCUAAGACUUAUUUUGGAAUAAGUGCAUUGGGCGAUAUGAAUACAUCUUAGCAUCAGCCUUUAACUCCUAGCUUUGCAACAUUUAUUUUAAUGAAUAUAUUCUGAUUAAUUGCUUCACAACUACCCCUCGUCCAAGCGACUGUGUUUCAGAACUUUUCAUUGGCUUUCGUGACAAGCACUUGUUAGUACUGUAGUGUAAUAAUUAAACUGUGCACUAUAAUAAUUAUUAUUAUUAUUAUUAUUAUUAUUAUUAUUAUUAUUAUAAUCAACAUGCAUAAAGUUGAGUCAUUCCAAGGAAUAUAGCACCAGGAUUGGUUAGAGUGUCUGUUUGUAUUAAACCAACCAUAGCCCAGCCAUGCCAUAUUUGUCAUGGCAUGGCAUGGUAUGCGACAUCAAUGCAGCAAAGAAGAAGCUGCACAUUAUCAAGAAUAAAUAAAGACUAAGAAUUUGGAACCAAUACUUGCACUAGGUUCCACAUUUUGACAAUAGGGGGCUUUUGCAAGAUACUUCGUCUUCUAUUCAAUUUGGCAGUCACUCCUCCACUUCCAGGUGUCAAAUGUUGAUAUGUCUCUGUUUAAUAUGAGGUUAAAGGAUAUGUACCAACAGGAAUGGCAUUCCAUAUUGUAUAAUGAUGUACAGUCCUUGAAAAAAGUAA
This is a messenger RNA of Lineus longissimus, 2675 nucleotides long. RefSeq names its product sodium-dependent phosphate transporter 1-A-like. Gene Ontology annotation, biological process: phosphate ion transmembrane transport. NCBI's taxonomy places the organism in Eukaryota, Metazoa, Nemertea, Pilidiophora, Heteronemertea, Lineidae. Gene Ontology annotation, molecular function: phosphate transmembrane transporter activity. The record is from RefSeq and is a predicted model, not a curated record. The transcript is spliced from 14 exons. Gene Ontology annotation, cellular component: membrane. Bases 87 to 2042 code for a protein of 651 amino acids.